AUGUCUUUUGCAAAUAUCGACCUCGAAGCUCAAAAGAAGCCGUUGAUACAGAAAGGUGCUGUAGACAAGUAUACUGAUGCUGAAUCUAAUCAUUUGGAUAAGAUUAUCGAUAAGACUUCGAAGCAACUACAAACAUUUAAUCAACAAAUCUUACAAUUUGACCAACAAAGAAGACAGCUAGGCUCAAGGCGAGAUUGCGUACAGCUUCGUUCUAAUAUUGAUAAUUCCAUUGACCACAUAAACGAGUUGUAUAUUGCGAUACAGCACUUAAUAUCUAACUUAUCGCAAUUGAUCAAUGUAUCGGCAGGAGACAAAUCGGAUGGUACCGAUAAGCUCAAGGUCAGUAGCCGUCAUAUCGUUAUCAAGGAAAGGCUUGUAAGUGAGUUUAAUGAGUUGGACAAGAAAUUCAAACGGCUGGUUAAGGUGUAUCAGGAAAAGAAAAGAGUCACACCUAUUAUCUCCAAAACAGACCCUCAAAGAGACAAUAAAGAACCAACUCACUAUGAUUCAUAUCAAGUCCAACAACAGACGCAAUUGGAGCCCGAGUUAGAUCAAGAUUUGGUUGAGCAAACUGAAUUACAAUAUCACUUACAAUUGACAGAGGAGCGAAAUCGAGAAAUCGAACAAGUAACAGAGGGGAUAAUGGAGGUGAAUUCGAUAUUCAAAGAUUUGGAUCAGCUUAUACAUCAACAAGGUGAACAGCUCAAUACAGUCGAGGAUAAUAUAUUGCAACUACAUGGUAAUACUCAACAGGCAGAUAGAGAGUUGACAAAAGCAAACAACUAUCAAAAACUGAAAAGUAAGUGGUCUUGCAUUUUGCUCACAGCGUUGACAAUAAUCGUAUUAAUAGUAGUUCUCGCAGUUGUUAGCUAA
Molecule: messenger RNA, 873 nt
Organism: Lodderomyces orthopsilosis Co 90-125
Lineage: Eukaryota; Fungi; Ascomycota; Pichiomycetes; Serinales; Debaryomycetaceae
Gene: VAM3
Product: SNAP receptor
Exons: 1
Coding region: 1-873 (290 amino acids)
Biological process (GO): vesicle fusion; intracellular protein transport; Golgi to vacuole transport
Cellular component (GO): membrane; endomembrane system; SNARE complex
Molecular function (GO): SNARE binding; SNAP receptor activity
Source: RefSeq, a predicted model, not a curated record